AUGAGUUCUCCACAUGAUGCUAAUGGGUCGCGACCAGAAACGGACCCACGCUCGAAUCAUGAACAUUAUCAUGGCUUGCAGACUGGCUCAUACACAGAUCAGCAGCUGCGUCAUGCUUCUGCCAACCAUUUGCAUAUGACGAACCGGCGAUUUUUCGUCGGUCCAAUCCCACAUGGCUGGCUGCAAGGUCAUCGCAAGUCCUGGUAUAAAUCUCGAUUGAGAGUCAGAAACUAUACAUCCCAGACCGUCUCGUUCUCUGCAGGCCCCGUUGCGACCCAUUACGGCGAACAGGGUGAUCGGUCCGGCCCGUUGUUACCCGAUUUGGAUGAGGAGGCCGCCCUGGCACUUACCAACACAAGCACGGAGGCUGUCGAGGCGCAAGAUGAUGAGGCGGAAACAGAGACACAAGAAGAAGCUGCAGCAGAACCUACGGGGGAACUCCAGACCCUAACCCACCCUGAAGCUGAGGCCAGCGGUGACGAUCCUUUACUGGAAGAGGAUACAGAGACCAGAGAACAUAGAGGGGGAGAUCACGAAGAAUAUAGCAGAGAUGAUGGUGGAGAGAACAGUGGAGAGGAUACAGACAGCACCCCCAAGGCCAGAACAAGUGGGAAAAUCGACAUAUACGGCAAUGAUGUUGCUUCGUCUUCGUUUGUCACCGCCAGAGAAGAGGCCGCCAGCUCUGCAGACACGGGACAAUCAAUAGCCACCAUACGAGCUAGCGAAGUGGAGCCUGGGCUGCGGCCAAAGUCCCCGGGCUCACACAACACGGUUUUGACCGGUCAUUAUUCUCCCAACCCUCUGACCCCCAAUCCAUCCACGGUUCCAAGCGAGGCCGAUUCAGCAACACAGUUGCUUCGACGCGAGUACAAGGAUAAAGGGAAGCAGAAAAGCAAGGCAUCUGGCGUGUCUCGAGCAACACUUCAACACCACGACCCACAAGAUGAAGAUGAUGCCGGCGAAGAUGCGCAAAUCCAACGGAGAGUCACUAGGAAGAUAGCGAAAUUCAACCUAGAUGACAACCUCAGGCACAGGAAGCAAAAGGUGCGCUCCAAGAUCGCAAAGACCCAAGGUAUUAUCUCUGCCAAUCGACCGCACCGACGCAAAGUGCAAGAUGGAGAGAUUGUCAAAGUAGAGAAAAUGCUGGUCUGUGUGGAAGAGACUCUGCAGACCACACUUCCCGCCGACUACACCGAGAAUGACAGCCUGCGUAUGGAAACAAGGACGAUGGACAAAUGGAGAGAGUUUCUCGUGGUAUGCCGCAAAAUCUCUGCAGAACACACACCAUUUGCCAUCCAGAUGUACCGCACUCGUGUAAUUCCUGAUGUGCAACGACCGAAUAACAAAACGCCUCCUUAUUACGAAGUACGGCUCAAUCACAAAGAUACCCAUGUUAAUCUCUAUUCCCACCUCGACAAGACCAUCGUUAUUUGGCGUCCUUGCAAGCGUGGAACCAAAAUAUUCAUUCUUCGUCCAAAGUCCGCGGCGCAUUCUGCUGAAUGGUACACUUUCAUUCGCCAGGUGCUUGGAUGGCGGCGUCCCACCUCGCUCCCUAUUCACGUCCCUGAUCUGGGGAUUUCCCUCAUUUUCAAAAAUCCUUUCGACCAGCUCGAGACAGAACUGAAAGAAGAUAAUGCAGCAGCAGCAGUCGAUAACAAAUACGCUGCCGCUACUAUCAUCCGAGGAUGCAUGGAUAUGCUCGAAGGCCGUGCCGAGUGGGCCGAGGUCUUGAAAGCUUGGUCCAAGACCGAGAAGAUGGGACUUGCUUGGAAGCGGUACGAUCGACUUGAAUGGAUUUUUGGAGUAAACGAGGAAAAGAUGCAUGGGGCUAUGGCGAUGCAAUCAUCUCACGAACUUGAGUUACGACCAAGGCAUCAUUAUGCUACCAGAAUUAGGCAUCGGGGCAUACAGGAGGAGCCUGCCCCGAUCGAAGGAUUUCUAGUCCGUCUCACAUCCCAGAAGGGUGUGCAUCAGCGGAUGAACAAGAUGUUCUUCAAACGGUUGUACUUCUUUACUCAAGAUCAUUAUUUGUUUUUCUGUCGGCCAGCCAAGGCAUUCCCCCCACAACCGCCGAAAUGCGCUCCCCCAGAAGACGGAAGUAUACCAACUGCCCGUGAAAUCUUGGAUCAAAUGCCGCUCUCCUGGAAUAUUGAUCCUUAUCCGCUUGAAAAUGGCGAGAUUGCAUGGCUCUCCAGCGGCAAUCAGGAAUUUGUGAAACGGCAUGAUGAAGAGGCUUAUGCACACGUGCAGAGGAAUAUACACAAUAUCAGCCAGGCAGAUGGAUGUAUCGAUAUGUGUCGGGUGCAAGAAGUGCGCCAUGUCUAUCGUGGCAGCUGCCCUGCCGACCCCGACAUCGGGGAAGGGCCAUCUGUAGACUUCCACCCUGAACCUAGAGACUCACGACAGGAUGACGGAGCAACGCGAGAGUUUGAUGACGAUAGGACAUUUGAAAUGGUUCUCGAUAAUGGUCUUGUUAUUCGACUCCAGGCAUAUGAUGAUGCUACACGGGAUGAGUGGAUCAAACGACUCGAUGCGCUUGUGAAGUAUUGGCAGACUCGCUGCGCAGAUGAUGCCGCGGAACUGCAGGCCGUACGGAAGCGCAAUCUCAAGCUGUUGGACAUCGACGAAGCUAUGGAAUCCGUUAUUGGGCAGUUCGCAAAAAAGUGGGAAGUGAAGAAAGCCGAGGCAUCUCCAUACUUACACAACAUGUGCUCGCUGUCUGGUUGUCGGAUUAUCAAGAUGUCCGGCCACCUCUUUCGGAAGCCCCGUCGCCACACUACUUUUUACCAAUGCCAUGUCAUCCUCACAGCAGGCAAGCUGUUAAUUUUCCGAAGCACGCUGCGCAGUCGAACCGGCACCGAGAUUCCACACAUUCACCAAGAACUUGAAGCGACCAUCGGGCUGGAAGACUGCUAUAUUUAUUCUGGUUUGAUUACCGAGAACGAUUUGCUCUAUGCCAAUCAGACAUUUGACAGUAAUAACCCUGGCCUUCAUGCUCUGCCACGGGUGUACCUCGAUUCAAAUGCCUUCACAAGUCGCGACGAGGACACCGCUAUCACCUUUGUGAUCUGGCAACCCUUGAGUAAAAGCUACUUCCGAGCCCAGGAAAUAGGGGAGCAAGGCAAAGCCAAACGAUCCUUGCGUCAUGUGUCUACGCUAGGAAAGCAUGGCCGCACCAUCGUGUUCAAAGCACGUAGUCGUGUGGAAAAGGACCGUUGGGUGAUGAGCAUUUCCUCGGAAAUAGACCGUCUCCAGGAAGAGAAACAUGAAGAUAUACGGCUUGUUUCUCUAUAA
Penicillium robsamsonii is the source of this 3294-nucleotide messenger RNA. Its product is annotated as sporulation-specific 71 family protein. Bases 1 to 3294 code for a protein of 1097 amino acids. The transcript has 3 exons. The record is from RefSeq and is a predicted model, not a curated record. Gene Ontology annotation, biological process: ascospore-type prospore membrane formation; protein localization to prospore membrane. Lineage: Eukaryota; Fungi; Ascomycota; Eurotiomycetes; Eurotiales; Aspergillaceae. Gene Ontology annotation, cellular component: prospore membrane.